UGAUGGACAAACACCCAACAAGAGCUUUUCCCUGCAGAAACCAUUGACUGUGGGCUUCCUUCAAAAAACGACGGAUUGCGGGGGGAAAGAGGUGGCAAUUAUAAUGGAUUCUGCGUGGAUUUAAAGCACCAGUUUGAGGAUUUAGAUACUUAGAUGAGAUUAGGAAGAAAUCCUUUGCUGUGAGGAUGGUGAGACACUGAAAUAGGUUGCUCAGGGAAGUUGUGGAUGCCCCAUACCUGGCAGUGUUAAAGGACAGGUUAGAUGGAGCUCUGAGCAAUCUGGUCUAAUGAAAGGUGCUCCUGCCCAUGGCAGAAGGGUUGGAACCAGGUGAUCUUUAGGGUUAUUUCCAACCUAAACCAUUCUAGGAUGUGCGCGCACCAUAAAACUGCACCCUUUCUUUAUCUGAGUCCUGCUGGGAACAUAGCAGUUGAAUGCCAGUUGCAUGCCAGUUUUAACCUUGGCUGAAGAAGACUGCAGAAGCUUUUGACGUCUGUAAAAAUUUCCAUUUGGUUAGACAGCAUGAGAGUUUUGUGAUUUUACAUUAACUGGCUGCUUGUCAGCUAGUACCUGAUUGCUGUCAGGGUCUGCCAUGGGAAAGCUGCUUUAUGCUUGCUCCUUCCUUCAAUUCCUGCCAAGACUCCUCCAACUGGGUGCUCUUAAGGGGGUAAGCUGGACCUUUGGACUGUCAGAACUUUGUCCUCAGCUUUUUGAAGUAUAUCAUCUGUGAUUACUUAGGUGAUCAGAACCCAGAACACUUAAAAAUCUUGUGGAUGCUUAAUACUGUGAACAAGAACUGAAUUAAUAUCCUUGGUUUAUCUGCAACCAUUUUUCUUCUUGCUACAUAAAAAGCACUUUUUGGUUUCUUCUUCCUAGCUUCUAACUCCUCUUUAUCAGGACUCGUGGCACUGUAGGAAGAAAUGAUGUAUUUUUCCUGUAAUGUGUGUGGUAUAAUGGUGAUGUCCAGUAGUAGCUGACUAUACUUCAUACCACCAUAGGGAAGUGUUGUUGAUUAUAAAUGCAACUUUUAUACUUCCCCUGCUUGACCACAGAGGGUUCUAUACAUUUAGUAUAUCUACUACCUGUGAAUUUGAGUCUACUUAAUAAAGGUUGAUAUUUUAAAUGAAGAAAACUAAUUGUCCUUAUAAAUUUGAAUACAUUUCCAUUAUUCAAUGGCUUUUAACAGGCAAGUCUUUUGUUUAUUUUGUUAGGUUUUGCACUUUGUUGGAAAAUCACAUAUGAUGUAAUUCUGUUGCAAGAUCGAUUUCUUCCUCCUUCCUUGUGGUGUAAUCCCGAGGUUUUUAAGGAUUACAGUCCUGUCUCUGUUAUAAUCUCUGUGCUGUCAGGCCCUUCUUAAUGGAGGGUAGAGUGAAACAUUAUGAUUCAAUGUUUCCCAUAAGGGCAUUCCCAGAAAGUACCAGCUUCGGCAUGUAGCCUUAGUCACUUCUGAAAAUAAUAAUAAAUUAAUCAUCCUAUAAUUAUAAUUCUGUCUUUGGACCAACAUGAAAGCCUCAGUGAUACAUUUGUCUAUUUAAAUGUAAAGAAGAAUGCAGCAGUGAGAAGGUUUUGCGUAUAGGUUAAUCUUAAGGUCAGUAGGAGGAGUUUAAUGAAAAGGAUAUUAUGAGUAAGAUGCUUCCUGAACUCGGGUUUCAGGCAUCCCAGCUAGAGCUGAGCUUUGGAGAUCUUCUGGAGCCAAAGGUGGAAGGGGAGUGAAGCUGGUAUGGCAGUCACUCACUGCUGGUGUGGGAGGUAUAAAACAUACAUGGCUCCUGGUUCCUCAAAUGAGAAGAAUACUGAUGAUGGACAGGCUUCAAAAGAGAACUUUAUUCAUCUCUGCAACCCUCACCUGGAGAAAAUGAAAGAAGAUAUCCUAUACCAUUUUGCUCUUGGGACUGGUACCCAUGAUUUUCCAUCAUUGUUUGGGGAUGUAAAGUUUGUGUGUGUUGGGGGAAGUCCUUCCCGGAUGAAAGCUUUUAUUGCCUACAUAGCAGAGGAGCUGGGGCUGGGGACCCCCGGGUGUGACUACCCCAACAUCUGCGCAGGCACCGACCGCUACGCCAUGUACAAAGUGGGGCCUGUAUUGUCCGUCAGUCAUGGUAUGGGCAUUCCUUCUAUUUCAAUCAUGUUGCACGAGCUGAUCAAACUGCUGUAUCAUGCCAAGUGUUCUGACAUAACCAUCAUUCGCAUUGGCACCUCUGGUGGAAUAGGUCUGAAGCCAGGCUCAGUGGUUAUAACUAGGCAGUCUGUAGAUGCCACCUUCAAGCCUCAGCUGGAACAGGUUGUUCUGGGAAGGACAGUAAUUCGCAGCACUAACCUGGAUGAACAGCUGGCUAAGGAUCUGAUGCAGUGCAGUAAAGAAAUUGGUCAGUUCAAUACAGUCAUUGGAAACACCAUGUGCACUUUGGAUUUCUAUGAAGGACAGGGGAGGUUGGAUGGUGCAAUCUGCUUAUACGAUGAAGAAGAAAAACUGCAAUAUUUGAAGAAUGCUUAUGAAUCUGGUGUCAGAAACAUCGAGAUGGAGUCUUCUGUAUUUGCUGCAAUGUGUAACCUCAGUGGUCUCAAAGCUGCUGUAGUGUGUGUCACUCUUCUGAAUCGACUGGAAGGGGAUCAAAUCAGCAGCCCACAUGAUGUCCUUGUGGAGUACCAGAAGAGGCCGCAGAAAUUAGUGGGAUAUUUCAUUAAGAAAAGUCUUGGGAAAGUCUGAAAUAUCCAUCUUGUGUUUUAGGGAAGGAGAAGGCCUUUGUACAGAUCUGGUCACAGUUAUGACUUCUGUGCAUUACAAGUCUUUUGCCUCACAAUAACUUACAGCAUUCCGUGUGCCAGUGGAAGUUAAUCAUUUAUGUAAUUGGGAACUGAAUGUGUUGAAGGACUUAAGUUUUGCUUAGUAAUGCAUUGCUGGACAGAAAACUCACUUUUCUGUGAAUUGGAAAGUGGAUCUGUUCUGAAGGACAAGCCUGUGAUAAUACAUGAAAAAGCUUUAUUUAUGUCUUCUGUCAAAGAAAAACUAGAGAGAAAAUCAAACUUUAUGGCCAAGUAUGUGCAUACCAGCAAACUAACCUAAAAAUUCAAAUAAUUUUCUUGUUGCUAUAAAAUAUUAUAUAAGUUAUAAUUGUCUUUGUUGCUUCACUUGUAAAGAAGACUUGAAGUGAAUGCAGUUUAUUUUUUUUGCAGACUUUGACAAAUAAACAAUACUAUUUUCAUAUAUUAAAAUUUCAUGAAAUUG
Messenger RNA from Taeniopygia guttata (zebra finch), 3220 nucleotides. RefSeq names its product uridine phosphorylase 1 (gene UPP1). The record is from RefSeq and is a predicted model, not a curated record. Gene Ontology annotation, biological process: uridine catabolic process; nucleotide catabolic process. Gene Ontology annotation, cellular component: cytoplasm; cytosol. Gene Ontology annotation, molecular function: uridine phosphorylase activity. Lineage: Eukaryota; Metazoa; Chordata; Aves; Passeriformes; Estrildidae.